CACAUCAUUGUGCAUUUGCAGUUAAUAUGUAGUUUAACAGAAAAGGAGCUCGGCGAAGGUGAGCCAAUUUUUGAAUGGCGUCCAAAAGGGAGCUAUAUUGCCAUUGCUGGCUCGACUAAUUGGGUGAAACUAUACGAUCGAAAUGGCAACUUAAUUGAUGAAUUAAUCCUACCUGGGCGAGUGGAAGCAUUAUCAUGGGAUCGAGAUGGUGAUAUGUUAGCUAUAAUGAAUGAUAAGAGUACAGUAAUAACAUUAUGGGAAUUUGCGUCGAAAACAGUCAACAAGUUAGAUAGUGGCAUGAGCGGCAAGGAAAAGCCAACGUUUAUACUAUGGUCUCACAUAUCGCCAGUUUUGGCUGUUGGUUAUGAUACGGGAAAUUUGUUAUUUUACAACCAACGCACCUCACGUAAGACUUCAGCAAUUGGGAAACAUCAGGGUGCCAUAACAUGUGGAGCAUUUUCAAGUAGUGACUUGCUUGCAUUGGGUUCAACCGAUUUGACGAUCACUGUUAGCACCAUUGACGGUGAUUUGAUAUAUUCGUUCAUAUGUAACAUGGAACCAUCAUUGAUUAAAUUUUCUAAUCGGAAACAAUCAAAUGAUAAAAAUGCAAAGUCUAUCAUGAUGUUAAGUGCCGUUUUGAGUCAGAAUACUAUAUUGUUGGCAGAAUUGAAUGAUAAUUCGCAACCUAUCAAUCUUCAAUGUCAAGUUCAUUAUGGUGAAAUCGUAACAUAUUCCUGGUAUCGGAGCAGUUUUUUAUUAUUGGGUUUCAAUAAAGGCUUUCUUGUUUGCAUUUCAACGAUUGCCUCAGAGAUUGGUCAGGAAGUAUAUGCAGUACAAGAUUUCAAAACAUAUUUGUCGUUUGUAUACAUCAGUGAAGCAUCUUCUAAAGUCCUGCUAACUGGUGACAGUCAGAUACGAAUACGUGAAAUGAGUCAACUUGAUGAAAUUGUUGAAAUUGUCGAAUUGGACGUUAAGAACAAUGAUUUAUGCAGUAUUUCAACAAAUUACGAUGGACAGUUGGUUGCUGCCAGUACUCGGUCCGGCACAUUACAUUUGUUUCUAACAAAAAUGCCCAUACUCGGAGCCGCUUAUCGGAAUACCAUUGCUAUUUUGUCGUCAUUGAAUGAGAUAACUCUGUUCAGAGAAGAAGAAAAGAAUCCGUUAACAACAGUGAAAAUUGAACUGGAACCAACAGGAAUCGCACUGGGUCCAAAACAUAUUGCAAUUUCAAUGAAUAAUCAUGCAUGGCUGUAUGACAUUGCUGAAACGAAAGGAGUUCGACACGUCUAUGAGAUCGAAUAUUUGUCAACAGUUAAUGUCAUGCAUUUAAAUGAGAAAUAUGUUGUUGCUAAACUGGAUAAUCGGGCCCAGUUGCAAAAGCUUCAUGAUGAAAACGGGAAAUAUAUUGCCGAGGGGAAUGGAUUUAUCAUUCCAGAUCCGGAACAUGCUAAUUAUGGUCUUCAGAACAUUGCACUUACCGAUGAUUUUCUCAUCUAUUGCACAAAUGCUGGGCAUCUCUAUUACUAUUUAUUAUCAGAUGAAACAUAUGUGAACGAAUACAGACAUGUGGCAAGAAUCACAUCAUUAUAUCCAGAACCAGGAGGAAUUAUGCUUUGUUUUUUCGAUGAACGCUUGGAUGCAUAUAUUUAUAAUCCUGUUGAUGAUGAACCUAUCAAAAUACCUUCAAUUGAUUCCACUGUUCAUGUAAAGAGCUGUUUAUGGGAAAAUUUCUCUGUGGAUCGAGAUACAUUUGUUGUGUGUGACUCUGAUACUGUUCAUAUUUAUCUUGUGUCCAAGAAUCAAAUAGAAAAUGUUUCGUUGCUAAAAAUUGGGAUCACAAAAAUACCACACGGAUAUAUCCCAUUGAUGCUCUGUAAGGGAAUUGUGCAUUGUCAAACACAAAAUGGACGUAUUGGUACCGUACUGUUAGAGAGUCAUCGAACUGAUAUGGUGUUCGAUGGAAAAUCCCUGAAUACUAUGGGAAAGUUAUUGGAUCAAGCGCUUAGUCUUAAAAGAUGGAUGUAUGCAUGGCGUAUAUGUGAAUUUACAAAAAUUAAUGAACACUGGAAUAAGUUCGCAAUCGCAGCCACAAAAAAUGGCGAAGUAGAUUUAGCAAUUCGGAUUUUCAAGCAAGUCGAUGCAGUAGGUGUUGUUUGGAGUUUGGAAGAAAUACAAUAUAUUGAGGAGAAAAGUUUACUGAAUGGAUAUUUAGCCCUUAUAUUAGGGAGUUUUGAUGUGGCGGAAGAAUUUUUUUUGCAGUCGAGUAAGCCAAGAGAAGCUCUGGAUAUGCGUCGGGAUCUGUUACAUUGGGACAAAGCGUUGAGUUUAGCAACGCGUUUGGCUGAGGAAGAAAUACCGAUGAUUUCAAAGGAAUAUGCACAACAAUUGGAAUUUGUGGGAAAUUACAGUCAGGCACUGACGCAAUAUGAAAACGGUUUGAUUGAAAAUCCUGACAAAAAUAAUGAGCAGAUUGUGGAACAUAACGAGAUGUGUAACUCCGGCAUUGCUCGAAUGUCUAUUCGUACAGGCGAUAUUCGAAAAGGAAUCGAUAUUGCUGCCAAUACUGAAGGACGAGCUGUCAAGCGUGAUUGUGCGAUAAUUUUGGAGCAUCUAAAGCAGUACAGUGAUGCAGCGUAUUUAUAUGAACUUGGACAUUUUUAUGAUCGAGCUGCUGCAGUUUCAUUAAAAGCAAAAAAUUGGACUAAGGUGGGCAGUCUUUUAUCCAAAGUUCAUUCACCAAAAAUUCAUACAGCAUAUGGCAAAGUUAUGGAAGGAGAGAAGAAGUACAAGCAAGCUGCAAUAGCUUAUAAAAAUGCACGAGAUUACGACAACUUAGUAAGACUUCUGUUAGAGCAUUUAAAUAAGCCUGAAGAAGCAGUGUGUAUUGUACGGGAAAGUAGAAGUGUUGAAGGAGCAAAACUUGUAGCAAAAUUUUUCAUCAAACUUGGAGAUCAAGAUUCAGCUAUCCAAUUUUUGGUACUUUCUCAAUGCCAGCAGGAAGCGUUUCAUCUGGCAGAAACAGAACAAAAGAUGGAUAUUUUCGCUGAUGCUGUUGAAGAUGACGGAACGGUGGAUAUGUUUUUGCAGUUGGCUGAAUAUUAUGCAAAGAAUAUGAAUUCACAGAAAGCCGGAUUUUUUUACUAUAAAGCUGGGCAAUAUUCAAAGGCAUUGGAUUACUUGCUUACAAAUGGUGAAGAUACGCAGGCGAUGAAUACGGCAAUAACAUGUGUAGCAGAAGCACGAGACCGUGACCUAAGUUCUCAUAUGAUUAACUACUUGCUUGGUGAAAUUGAUGGCAUUCCUAAAAACCCAAAAUUCCUCUUCAAAUACUAUAUUUCAAUGAAAAUGUACCGCGAAGCGGCAAAAACAGCGGUGGUGAUAGCUACCGAAGAGCGGGCAAAUGGUUCAUAUCGAAUUGCACAUAAACUAUUAUUUGGCAUGCAUCAAGAACUGCAGAAUGAAGGAAUCAAGGUGCCAUUUGAGGUGCAAAACAACCUUAUGUUACUGCACAGUUAUCUGAUAAUCAAGAGUUUGGUGAAACGCGGUGAACACAUGAAAGCUGCACGUAUGUUAAUAAGAGUAGCUGGUAGCAUCAGUUAUUUUCCAGCACAUGUUGUACCUAUUCUCACAACUAGUGUUAUUGAAUGUACUAAAGCAGGCCUUAAACAAUCGGCAUUCAAAUUUGCUGUUGAACUCCUAAAAGAUUGCAAUCGGAAAAGUAUUGACGAGAAAUAUCGUAAGAAAAUUGAAGCUAUUGUAAGGAAAGCAGAUAAAUUACCAGAUCCAGAAGAACCCAAGACAUGCUGUCCGUACUGUGAUAAUCCAGCGGAAGAGUCGAUCCUUGUUUGCGCAUCAUGCAAAAAUUUGAUUCCUUACUGUAUUGUUACGGGCUUACAUUUGGUUACGAAUGACUUUGGAACAUGUCCAUCAUGUGGCUUUCCUGGUUUUUAUUCUGAAUUAAAGAGGCUUAAGGAUGAGAAAGAAUGUUGUCCAAUGUGUGGUGAUGAACUCAAUGACUUGAAACCAGUGGAUGAUGUGAAGCAGUUUUUAAUGAAUGACAAAAAAUUUAAGACAGUAAAAAUUAGGAAAACGAAGUUUACAAGUGAUCUCGUUUACAGAAAUUCAAUUUCCAUAAUUUUCGUUUUUAUUCCCAAUUUUCAUUAUUAAGUAGGAAAUAUAUGCAUAUUCUAUUUAUUGAUAUUGAAAGAGAAGAUAAACACCCACAUGAUAAGACAAACCAUGAAUAUAGUUCACCGUAAUGCCAUAAAAUUUGCAAUUCAUAUGCAUAAGUCUUGUUUAACUUCAGGAUUAAGCGCUCUCGAAAUUUCAU
Messenger RNA from Loa loa (African eye worm), 4330 nucleotides. RefSeq lists its product as hypothetical. Gene Ontology annotation, cellular component: cilium; intraciliary transport particle A. The record is from RefSeq and is a predicted model, not a curated record. Gene Ontology annotation, biological process: intraciliary retrograde transport; cilium assembly. Lineage: Eukaryota; Metazoa; Nematoda; Chromadorea; Rhabditida; Onchocercidae. The transcript is spliced from 35 exons. The coding region runs from base 214 to 4167 and encodes 1317 amino acids. Gene Ontology annotation, molecular function: protein binding.